UGGGAGAUCCCUGAUAAUGCAGAAAAAGGCUAUAUUUUGGAAGUUGAUCUUGACUAUCCAUAUAAAUUAUAUAAAGCUCAUACUUCAUAUCCUUUAGCUCCUGAAAAUAUCAAGAUUUCUAAAGAGGAAAUGACAUUACAAUUUUAUAUAAAGCAAGGAAUGGUACUUACCAAAAUUUACCGAGCUAUAGAAUUUAACCAAAGUCCAUGGAUGAAGCCUUUUAUGGAAGAAUUGGCAAGAUCUUAUUUUGUUAGACCAGAAGGAGAAUCAAAAAAGUUUAAAAAAUUAGUAGCUGAUCCAAAUUAUAAGUUACAUAGAAUUUUAGCAGAAAAUUUAGUAGGUAUUUCUCGUCAUCAAUCAAAAGCUAGACUUAGUAAACCUAUCUUUAUUGGUAUAUCUGUCCUUGAUGAAAAUAAUGUAGAAGUAGUAUAUACUGAUACUGAUUCUCUUAUAUUACUUAUUCAAACUGAGAAUGUUUAUAAAGAUAUGGCAGAAAUGUAUGAAUAUUUUGAUUUUAGUGAUUAUAAGCCAGAACAUCCUAUAUACAAAGCUCUUGGAAAAGAAAAGAUUAUUUUGAAUAAAAAAGUUCCUGGUAAGUUUAAGGAUGAAAGUUGUGGUACUGCUAUGUGGAAAUUUUGCAGACCAAGACCUAAGCUCUAUAGUUAUAAUCUUGCUAAUGGGAAAACAGAUCGAAGAGCUAAAGGGAUACAAAAGGUAGUAAAAAAGAAUCUUACUCAUGAUAUGUAUGAAGAUUGUUUAAAAUCUCAAAAAGAAUGUAUAGUAACAAUGCAUAAAUUAGGAAGUAAAAACCAUAUUAUCAGACUUCUUCAUUCAUCUAAAGUUG
This is a messenger RNA of Dentiscutata erythropus, 844 nucleotides long. Lineage: Eukaryota; Fungi; Glomeromycota; Glomeromycetes; Diversisporales; Gigasporaceae. The record is from the annotation of a GenBank genome assembly.